Messenger RNA from Cydia fagiglandana, 3248 nucleotides. RefSeq lists its product as uncharacterized. The record is from RefSeq and is a predicted model, not a curated record. NCBI's taxonomy places the organism in Eukaryota, Metazoa, Arthropoda, Insecta, Lepidoptera, Tortricidae. Bases 223 to 2505 code for a protein of 760 amino acids. The transcript is spliced from 8 exons. Gene Ontology annotation, molecular function: copper ion binding; oxidoreductase activity.
UAUAUACAAGUGGAAUUCGCACUGCCAAAUUGCUAUAAGUCAAAAUAUAGGGUAGUCGGGCGGUUCACUCGUUCGACGUGCUCUACCCUGUGUGCGUCGAUCGUGUUUUAUUUAUUUGUGCACACGAUUUUUUGGAUUUACCGCGACUCUCUGUGCCAGGCAAAUGCUACGUGCAGUGCCGCAGUAAUUCAGUGAUAUUAUCUAGGACUUUGUGUGUUUAUCAUGGGGUGCAGUGCGAGAUACUGUUUACUGACUGUGGCCUUGUGGCUAGUGCUGGAACACGCAGCGGGUGUGAGAGUGGUGCCCAAGCGGAAGAAAGAAGCCAUAAGCAUCGCAGACGAUCAGUCCACAUCAGCAUCAUGGUGGCAAGCAGGCACAGCGACACCCUUCCGCGACACCUCCAGCAGUAGCGUGUUCUCCGCCACCCACGGCCUCGUCCAAACCCACCCGUCCAACAGCGACCCAUUCGGGUCAUUUGGAAGCAUCGGUAGCACCAUCGGGCCUUCAUCCUACCCGUUUGCCCAAGCCAGCGGCAGCGGUCCGCUCAGCGGUGGCAUAAGGAACAGCCCUCUGCCUCCCUUAGCGAGAAACGCCAAUGGGAAAACUAGCUUGAAGCAUCUUGACUUCACCAGCAGCGCUACUGCUGAGCUAAGGAGGAACCCCAUGCUCUCGGCUCCUGAUGAAUGCGCAAGAGCGUGCCGAGAAAAUGAACCACCAAGGAUCUGCUACUAUCACUUCACCCUCGAAUUAUACACAGUAUUGGGAGCGGCAUGCCAAGUGUGCACACCGAACGCCACCAAUGUUGUUUGGUCUCAUUGCCAAUGCGUGUUGGCUGAUGGAGUAGAACGUGGUAUUCUCACCGCGAAUAGAAUGUUACCUGGACCCUCUAUCCAAGUAUGUGAAAACGACAAAGUUGUAAUUGACGUUGAAAACCAUAUGGAGGGUAUGGAAGUAACCAUUCACUGGCAUGGAAUCUGGCAAAGAGGAUCGCAAUACUACGACGGAGUACCUUUCGUGACACAGUGUCCUAUUCAACAAGGAAACACUUUCAGGUAUCAAUGGCAAGGAAACGCUGGUACUCACUUCUGGCACGCGCACACUGGUCUGCAAAAACUUGACGGUUUAUAUGGCAGCAUUGUAGUACGCCAACCGCCUUCCAAGGAUCCCAACAGCCACUUGUACGACUACGAUCUGACCACUCACGUCAUGUUGAUCAGUGACUGGCUCCAUGAAGAUGCUGCUGAGAGAUACCCUGGUCGACUUGCUGUCAACACUGGUCAAGACCCCGAGUCGGUGCUGAUCAACGGAAAGGGACAGUUCCGUGACCCCAACACCGGUUUUAUGACAAACACUCCGCUGGAAGUCUUCACCAUUACUCCUGGAAGGAGAUACAGAUUUAGGAUGAUCAACGCUUUUGCCUCAGUGUGCCCGGCACAGGUCACUUUUGAAGGACAUAACAUGACCGUCAUCGCUACGGACGGCGAGCCUGUGCAGCCCGUACAAGUGAACACUAUCAUCUCAUUCUCAGGCGAACGUUACGAUUUUGUGAUUGAGGCUAACAACAUCCCAGGCGCAUACUGGAUCCAAGUGCGUGGUCUUGGUGAGUGUGGCGUGAAGAGGGCUCAACAGUUGGCUAUCUUGCGAUACGCUAGAGGACCUUACCAGCCAUCCAGCCAACCGCCCACAUACGAUGUCGGCGUGCCUCAGGGUGUGGUCAUGAACCCGUUGGAUGCCAGAUGUAAUGUUCCAAGAAACGACGCUAUUUGCGUCAGCCAGCUGAAGAACGCCCAGAACAUCGACCCGGCCAUCCUGCAGGAAAGACCUGACGUCAAGAUUUUCUUGCCCUUCCGUUUCUUCGUCUACAGACCGGAAAUGCUCUUCCAACCCAACACUUACAACAGAUAUUUAGUUGCCCCGCAAGGAGACCAUGUGAUCAGUUUAAUUGAUGAAAUCUCAUACAUGGCACCACCUACACCUCUUAUAAGUCAGUACGAUGACAUCAACCCUGAACAGUUCUGUAACGGUGACAACAGACCAGCAGACUGCGGGCAAAACUGCAUGUGCACCCACAAGGUCGAUAUCCCGCUCAACGCCAUCGUAGAAAUUGUACUAGUCGACGAAGUUCAAAUCGCGAACUUAUCUCAUCCGUUCCACUUGCACGGGUACUCUUACAACGUGAUCGGUAUCGGCCGGUCGCCCGACCAGAACGUCAAGAAAAUUAACUUGAAACAUGCUCUAGAUUUGGACAGAAGAGGUCUGCUUGAGCGUCAUCUUAAACAAGGAGACUUACCUCCCCAGAAAGACACCAUUGCCGUCCCGAACAAUGGCUACGUUAUCGUCCGUUUCAGAGCCAACAACCCUGGCUUCUGGCUCCUCCAUUGCCACUUCCUUUUCCACAUCGUCAUCGGUAUGAACGUCGUCCUCCAAGUCGGCACCCACGCCGAUCUGCCCCCUAUUCCCCCCAACUUCCCGACGUGCGGAGACCACCUCCCCCCUAUCAACUAGAUCGGUUCCUAGUACCAGUUUCAGUUUACGUCCAAAAGUAUCAAGUAGCAGUUGAUCUUAUGUUGCCUAAGUGUAAAUUUAUGUUUGUAUUGUGUGAUGUGUACGGCGGAUUCGAAGUGCUCGAUUCUGCCGUUUGUGUUUCUUAUGUAUUCGAAUGAUUCAACGGUUUAAGACGGUUCGUGAUUUAUUUAAAGGUGAUAUCUAAUGUUUCGUUUUUCAGUUUCACAUGCCAUACUAGUUGGUGAUAAUUCUAGAUUAUUUAAUUACGUCCUUACGCUAUUUGAGGCUCUUUUACUUUUUAUUUUGUUGCCUUUAGGUAUAUUCCAUUCAUCAUGGAGAUGUCCGGUCUUAACUAACAACUUGCCAUUAUACGUUUCACCAAGGAUAUUUAUUUCGUGUAUAUAUAAAAUCAUAUAUUUAUAUUAAUAAAUAGUUUUUUAAGAUUUCCUAGUUACUAACAUUCGCAUGCGAUCAAAAUUGUAGAACAUGUAAAUAACACCGACAAUUGCAAUUCUCCUUGUAAAUACACAGAAGUAGAUUGUUAUUUUACUACCAGCAGUAUAGUGUCGUAAUAUAGCGACCAUACCUCAUCCUUCAACUCCAUAAGCAACGAAGACUGUACAUAUUUUAAACAUAUCUACAUUUUAAAUAGGUAUUCACAAAAGUUACCAUUUCGUGGUUACCAGUACUUUAAGGAUCUUGUGUGUAAUAACGACGUCGUGUUACUCGUGUUUAUUUGUUUC